This is a messenger RNA of Necator americanus (New World hookworm), 957 nucleotides long. RefSeq lists its product as uncharacterized. Gene Ontology annotation, biological process: G protein-coupled receptor signaling pathway. The coding region runs from base 1 to 957 and encodes 318 amino acids. Gene Ontology annotation, molecular function: G protein-coupled receptor activity. The record is from RefSeq and is a predicted model, not a curated record. Gene Ontology annotation, cellular component: membrane. Lineage: Eukaryota; Metazoa; Nematoda; Chromadorea; Rhabditida; Ancylostomatidae. The transcript is spliced from 7 exons.
AUGUACAUAAUCUUCGUUUUUGUGCUUUCGAUAUCCGUGUUGGGGUUAUUCGGUAACGCAAUGGUUUUUUGGGCAGUGAAGAAACACAGGGACCUUCGAACGAAACAUGGUGUAUUACUAUCGUUUCUGUGCUUGUACCAGUCCCUGGUUCUACUGCUGGAACUAUUUUCGAGUAGCCGAAACCUUAUUGGAAAAAUAACCCAUCGCUCGGCAUGUUUUUACUCUCUUCUACCUCUGAGUAUUGCAGCCAAUAUCCAACUUACCCUAAUAUUCGUUAUAUCACUCGAUAUCAUAUUUUUAGUGGUCAGGCCAACAAAAUACAAUAUUAUUCAAGUCUUCCCUUAUGUAUAUUUGGUACAAGCUCCAUGUAUCGUAUCUGCUGCAGUUUUUCUGAUCAUGGGUGUUAUAUCUGUAGACAAUGAACGAAUUGAAGCAUGCAAUAUAUCGCUGUCAUACCCACAUAAAAUUCAUUUUUUAUGGAAUCUAUGGGUGAUUGGUAUUAGUACUGCUAUCAUGGCUGUUUAUACCGUCACCGCUUUAAUAAUGUGGUUUAGAGAUUGGCAGAAUGUUAGCAAAUUGGAGGGGUCCUGCGUCCUAGAUCCAUCUUUGCGUUACCAAAGAAAAAUGAUCAGAACACUUUCGGUGUUCAUUUCAGUGUUCUUCUGUUCGGGAUUUGCUAGCGCGAUUAUGAUUCUGUCAUCUAAACUCAUGUUGCAUAGUGAUUCAGAGGCUGUUGUGGAAUCUUACGCUACAAUUCCAGCAGUCAUCUCAUGUUCUCAAAACUUUUACGUGUACAAUGUAACCAGCAAAGACUUCCGAAAGGCAUUCAAGAAGAAUUUCAAUACGUUGUGGAAGUGGAAGAAUACCAAGUUCAGCCGUACAAAUCCUUUGUUUCAGAUCACAAUGUCUGGCCGAAAAUCCGCUGUAAAUGUGAUCACAAUGAAUACAAAUAGCUGA